GCAGUUAACAACUUCUAACGAUGGCAGGAUCAGUGCAAGGAACCUGGAUAUGCAAGGCUCUUACCUGUCUUGUGCUAGCCCUUUGCCUCCUGUCGACGAUGAUUCAGUUGGUUUUGGGCCUGUAUCAAUAUUCGGCGGCGGAUCUUCUUCGACUCCGACCAAGGUUGACUAGAUCUGUUAUGGACGUCCUGUUAACCUUCCCGGACAUCUUUUUUCAGCCACGACACAGAUAUAUCCACAGAGGCUCCCGCCGGAAUUUUCAACAGGAUACUCGAGCUAAAAUAACCUCUUACUGGUCCACUUCUCGUCCACCACUGAGGCCAUCUGGCAGAGCCUCGGACUCGAGUGUGUUAGCCAGCCUAGCUACGGUGGCUAGCGCUCCUGCUCAUCUCAGCGAGGAUACCAUCAGCUUUGCUCAUCUUAACAUCCGUUCCCUUACAGGAAAGACUCAUCUCAUUCAGGAUCUUCUUACGGAUCAUAACAUUGACAUCCUUUCUCUAAAUGAGACGUGGCAGCAACCCCAGGACUUUACUUUGCUCAAUGAAGCAACACCUCCUGGGUUUGUUUACAUGAUGCAACCUCGUAACUCUGGUCGUGGAGGAGGCCUCGCGAUACUCUACUGCGAGACAAUGCGAGUUACACCGCUGACAGUUUCUUCCUAUGGUUCAUUUGAGUCUCCUGUUUGUCAACUACCUGGCUCUAUUCCCAUCAUUGUUGCAACUAUUUACCCUUCCCCUAAAUUCAACAAAGAGUUUCUGAAUGACUUUUCUGCUUUUAUAGCUUAUUUGUCCUCGUUAUCUUCAAACAUAAUAAUAAUGGGUGAUUUUAACAUUCAUUUGGAUAACAGUAAGUCCUUGGCGACCAGAGAUUUUAUUUCUUGCCUUGAUAACUUUGACUUUCAGCAGUUUAUGGAAACCCCGACACAUUUCAAAGGACAUAUUUUGGAUUUGAUUUGCUGUACUGGACUCACUCCGAAUGAUUGUACUGCGGAAGAAUUUCCCUCUUCAGAUCAUUUUCUUUUUACAUUUAAUAUGACUCUUACUGUCUACACCAUCAAACCUCAACGUGUAAUAACUUUUAGGAAUCUUAAAAAUAUCAACAUGGACAAUUUUCAAUUAGAUAUUGAUGCAUUUGUGGAAUCAUUACAAACUAUUUCUCCGUCAGAUUUAGUUAACUUUUAUAACGAAGGACAUCUUGACAUUUUGAAUUUGGUAGCCCCACUCAAAACCCAAUCAGUUUCAUUUACACAUACUGCCCCAUGGUUUACACCAACUUUGCACAUUUUAAAAUCUAAAGGUCGGCAGUUAGAACGGCUGUACAAGAAGACAGGUCUUAAUGUUCAUAAAGAAAUGUAUUUCAGCCAUAUGCAUCACUAUAGGGACAGCAUACGGCAUGCUAAAGCUGCCUGUUUUCCCUAAUUU
This is a messenger RNA of Polypterus senegalus (gray bichir), 1421 nucleotides long. RefSeq lists its product as uncharacterized. The coding region runs from base 21 to 1418 and encodes 465 amino acids. Gene Ontology annotation, molecular function: catalytic activity. The record is from RefSeq and is a predicted model, not a curated record. NCBI's taxonomy places the organism in Eukaryota, Metazoa, Chordata, Cladistia, Polypteriformes, Polypteridae. The transcript has a single exon.